This is a messenger RNA of Amaranthus tricolor (Joseph's coat), 1428 nucleotides long. RefSeq lists its product as uncharacterized. The coding region runs from base 120 to 1325 and encodes 401 amino acids. The transcript has a single exon. The record is from RefSeq and is a predicted model, not a curated record. Lineage: Eukaryota; Viridiplantae; Streptophyta; Magnoliopsida; Caryophyllales; Amaranthaceae.
AUAUUGUGGAAGUACAUACCCUAAUUUCCGAUCUCUAAAGCCCCCUUUAAACCCUUUUCCAUUAAAAUCUCUUCCGCCCCCUUCUUCAUCUGCACUCAUCGCCAUUGAAGAGAGCAGCCAUGACUUUACUUGAACAAAUCCUCAAAUCUUCAACCAACCCACAAACCAAUUCCGAACCUCAAAAAUACCCAUUUACUCUCAGUACCCAAGAAAUCAUCCCACUUCUCAAACCUAAAUUAGAUAACCCUGACCCGUAUUCUCCCCUCCAACCUCUUACAGGCUUCCAAAUCUCCAAACCCGAUUCCAAACUCAUCGAAUCAAACUCCAAAUUCUUCAAAAAACUCAACCGCCUUUUAAAAUCUCCUAACUCUUUAUCAUCUUCAUCCUUCAUUGAAAUGCUCAAUUCUUUCCUUGAGAAAAUUGGGGAAAUCAAAUUUGGGGGUUUAGAAAGUUUAAUUGUAAAAGAUAGUGCUGAAGGUGAAGGUUAUAGUUGCAGAUUACUAGAAAAGCUUGGGUCUUUUGUCGGAAGGGAUGUAAUAGGGUUAAUUAUUGAAGGGAGUUUCGUCUUGGGUAAUUGGGAAAUUUUGAAAACCAUAAUUGUUAACAAGCUUGUUAUUGAUAAUGGGGUUCGAUCUGAUUUGUUGUAUAAGCUGGUUUGCAAGGGUAGAUGUGAUUUCAUAUGCUUAUGUUUAAGGAAUUUUACUUAUUUAGAAUCUUCUGAUUUGGGUAUGAUUCUCAAAUGUUUUCUUUCGCCAUCGAAAGAUGGGUGUUCGUUUAUAAAUCUUGUUAGGAAUGAUUGGGAAACUGAGGCUACAAAUGUGAUUGAGAAAUUGAGUGAGAAAAAACUUAGUGGGAAGAAAUUAGGUUUAGCAAAAGAAGCUGCAUUGUUACUUAUGCUUGCUUAUGAUCAAUUUUCAAGUGCAGAAUUGUGUAUGCAUUUUCUCUUGUCUUCUUCGAGUAUCGAUGAAGUUGUGUUUUCGAGUGCCUUGAGCAAGCUUAAUGCUGAGGAAAUGUUUGGUUUUAUUAGGUAUUUAGGAAGGUGGUUGAGCAAAUAUGAGAGGUUUCCUCAAGUGGGUCCAUGUCCUAAGGGUGUGAUCACAUUGGGAUUGAGCUUGUGUCAAUGGGUUCCUAGUCUUGAAGAUGUUGUAAAGUGUUUUGGAUUGGUUGUGGAUGAGCAUUUUUCGUCGUUGGCGUUGCAUUCGGAGUUUCAUGAGGAGUUGAAAGGGAUUGAAAUGGUUGUUAGUUCUUUGGUUUCUGAAGGUAGAUUGUGUUGUUCUAUGGCUAGUUUGAUUGAGGUAUUGAAACCGGAAUUUGAGGGUGCGUAGCUUGGAUGACUUUCUUUUUUCUAUUGUCAAUUUUAAUGUUAUGAAUCAAUGAUAUAUCUAGAGAAUUGGCUUUUUGAUGUUGAAUGAAAGCUGUAUUUGUUCC